CACCAUCUCUAUUACGAAUGUUACAAUUCCUACCGGAAGUCCUACUACGAUGGAUUUAUCUGUUCCUCAAACUGUACAGUAUCCUUCCUCCACGGUUAAAAGUUCAACAAACGACCUCAAAACAACUUCAGCCAGAUCUUGUACUGGAGAAAUUCUUCUUUCAAAGAUGUAUACGUUAAAUGCAGUUCCACUUCUGAAGUCUUUUGAUCCAAACACCACAUUCAAAACAGAUGACAGGGUUUUGUAUGAAUGUGCAAAUGGUUACAGGUUUAUAAAUGGAACUUUGGAACACGUAUGUGGAAAUGACGGUUCUUGGAAGGGGGCCUUACCUUAUUGUAAAAGAUGCAGAUGUCCAUGUAGCAGAAUGAAGAACCAGGUUAUCAUAAAAACACAAGAAGAACUUCAAAAUAAAAUAAACGUCAUGACAGGACAGCUUAAAGUGAAGACGUCAGAUUUAACCAGUGUGAAGAGUAGGAAAACUUCGGCUCCUGAUCCUCGCCCCUCCUCAAAAGCUGUGGGUUCUCUACUUGGGAUAGGAAUCCUUGUAUUCAUUUUUGCCGUGAUAAUCAUUUCAGAUUUUCCUCUAUUAUAUAGACAUAUCAAAUAUGGACUUUAGGCACGGGAGGUAAAUUCAAAAAAAAAAAAAUUGUGUGAGGACCGUUGACUGAUGAAUAUUUUAUUAAUACUAAGUGUGUUUGGAUAUUGUCUUUUAACCACGGAUAUUGGAGUCAAACAAUGAUUUCAAUAAUCAUAGGCAAAAAUUAGAUUUUUCGAGUUCUAAAUAAACUUGAGCGUCAUGUGUAAAUUAAUGACAAGAAAAUAUUUUUAUUUCAUUUAUUAAUUA
Molecule: messenger RNA, 844 nt
Organism: Saccostrea cuccullata (small rock oyster)
Lineage: Eukaryota; Metazoa; Mollusca; Bivalvia; Ostreida; Ostreidae
Exons: 2
Coding region: 50-616 (188 amino acids)
Source: RefSeq, a predicted model, not a curated record